GAUGGGAAGUUCAUUGCUGCGGGGUCUUCAGAUGGAACUCUCUUUGUGUGGAGUGUCGAAUCGGGGAAGGUGGAAAGAUCUCUAGGAAAGCAUCACAGCAACCCAGAUCUUGCAGUGACUGACCACCCAUUGUAGAAAGAAUGAGUGCGGAUGGCAAAACUUGCAAAAAAAACAUUGUUUACAAGAAAGUGUCUCGUGACAAAUCGAUUGCUGCCUACUUGAGCAAAAGAGAUUUUGUGGAUCAUGGUACCCAUAUUGACCCUGUGGAUGGUAUGCUUCUGGUGGACACUGGUUAUAUAAGGGACCAAAAAGUUUAUUGCAGACUGAAAUGCACUUUUCACUAUGGACCUGAGGACAUUGAAAUGAUUGGACAGGCUUUCCAAAGGGAGCUGUAUGUGUCCACUAUCCAAAUCUUCCCUCAAGUAGGCGAGGAACCAAAAUCGCUGACUAAAAUGCAAGAGCGCCUGAUGAAAAAGAUUGGAGACAAAGCUUUGCCUUUCACCUUUCAGUUCCCAAACUAUCUCCCCUGCUCUGUUUGUCUUCAACCUGGUGCCAACGACCCAGACAAGUUCUGUUCUGUAGACUUUGAAGUAAUAGCCUUCUGCGUGAGCAGUCUGGAGGAAAAGAUCCAUAAAAGGAGUUCGGUACGCCUGGCAAUCCGCAAAGUACAGUAUGCUCCCGAUCGAGCUGGAUCCAGUCCAACCGCUCAGAUCAGCAAACAUUUUCUCAUGUCAGACCAACCGCUUCAUCUGCAGGCAUCACUGAAUAAAGAGAUAUAUUAUCAUGAGGAACCCAUCAACGUCAGCGUGCAAGUGACAAAUAACUCUAGCAAGCACGUGAAGAGUAUCAAAAUAGCAGUUGAACAAACCACCAAUGUGGUGCUGUACUCAAAUGAUAAAUACACAGAGGAGGUUGCCAUGGAGGAAGCAAAUGACCAGAUUGCCCCAGGCUCCACUUUCUCAAAAACCUAUGUGCUCUUGCCCUCAAUGGCCAGCAACCGAGGCAAACAUGGCAUUGCACUGGAUGGAAAAACCAAACAGGAAGGCACAAACCUGGCUUCUUCCACCAUUUUAAAGGAAGGAACUGAUCGAGAAGUUCAGGGGAUGUUGGUGUCCUAUACCAUAAAAGUCAGCUUGUUGAUUCCUGGCAUGCUUGGUGACAUUACCUCCAGUGAUGCGACAGUGGAAAUACCCUUCCUGCUCAUGCACCCCAAUCCUGAAAUCCGGAAGAUGAUGACUUUGCCAUCGAGGAGGCUAGUGGACAGGAAACAGCGGAUGCAGAAGAUGAUGACUGACAUUUGUCGCAGUCUGGCAAGCCAAGAAGACUUCGUAGCUCAAUGAAAUGUGACUGAGAAUUGUUUAUCUAUUUAGUGAGUAGAAUACCAAUUUCUUCUUCAGAAUCUGGAAGAGUUCAGAAAGGUUCAGAAUAUGGGGCAGGCAGAUCAAGGGAGUAUUUUAUCCAGUGAAAGCCAAUUGGCUUUGGACUGGUUUCAUUAUUGGAGAUGUUAAUUUGUGAGAGAAAAUUAUUAGGAGAGGGCUGCACAUGCAAAUAAAAAUCAAAUUUUUAAGAAGGAGUCAUUGACUUAGAUUGAUGACAAUUAUUUACUGUUAUUUCAUGAUAUUUGACUGAAUUAUCAUUUAAUAAAUUAGCAUAUACUACAGGUGGAUCAAAACACUUUCAGAAAGAAGGACAGGAAGUGUAAAUGUUGAAGAGAACAGGCCAUGAAACCUACCAAUUUGACAGUAAACAAUGGGGGAAACACUCUCACAAAUUAAUGGAGGGUAUAUUGUAAAAAUAGGAUGUGUGCUUGCAAAAAUCAAGUUAGUGUAGAGCUUCAGAGAAAUAGUUGCAGACCAUUCACUCAUUUUACAGUAUUAUUUGAGUUUAUAGUAUAACUUGCUUCAUAAAGAAACCUAAAGUAUAUUCCGAUCUGUAACUCAAACCAAAGGACAUAGGUGAACAGAUAUAAGCCAUGUAUGCUCAUUAAUUAUUCUUUCCUCCAGCUAGUUCUGAGAUAUGGGCUGUACAUUAGAUCAAUUACCUGUCAGAUUCCAACCUGCCCUGCGCCUUGAACGAAAUCAAAACGAAGUUUGAGUUCCUCUUCAGGCCUGAAUAAUACUUCUCCAUCUAAUCCUUGGCUAUCUCAUUCAUUACUGUGAACUACACGCAUUUAUCAUUCUGAUUUGUGAGUGAGAUGAAUAAUUUGAUAGAAUUGUUUUUUAUAUAUAUGCGACAAUUUAGUUUAAAAUAAAAUGCAUUC
Messenger RNA from Hypanus sabinus (Atlantic stingray), 2260 nucleotides. RefSeq names its product S-arrestin-like. Lineage: Eukaryota; Metazoa; Chordata; Chondrichthyes; Myliobatiformes; Dasyatidae. The record is from RefSeq and is a predicted model, not a curated record. Bases 141 to 1340 code for a protein of 399 amino acids. Gene Ontology annotation, molecular function: G protein-coupled receptor binding. Gene Ontology annotation, cellular component: photoreceptor inner segment; photoreceptor outer segment. The transcript has 15 exons. Gene Ontology annotation, biological process: G protein-coupled receptor internalization; signal transduction.